AUGCAGAGCGGGUUUGAGCCGCUGGCCGCAGAGGUGAAGCCCUUGCUGCUGCAUGAAUCGGUGGAGCUGCUGAUGCAGGUUGGAGGACCUGCCGCGCUGUAUGUGGACGGAUCCUUUGGCCAGGGAGGGCACUCGGCGGAGAUCUUGCGGCACCUGGCGCCGGAGGGGCGCCUCGUGGCGCUGGACGUGAACCAAAAGGCCGAGGCGGCGCGGUCCCUUUCAGACGCACGGCUGCGCUUUGUCCAGCGGUCCUGCCGGGACUUGUGCCAGCUCUUCGGGGAAGAGGAGCCGGCUGGCGUCCUGCUGGACCUGAGCGUCCAGCUCAGCGCGCAAGAGGAGCGCGCCAAAGGGCUGAGCUUUCAGGCGGACGCGUUGGACGGGCGCCUCACGCCCUGGGCGCGGCGGGCGGACGAGUGGCUAAAGCAGGUCACAGCAGCAGAACUGGCCUGGGUGCUGCAGGAGUACGGAGAGCAGAGCUCGCUGCUCGCUUGGCGCCUAGCGGAAGCGAUUCUGCACCGCCAGGCCGAAAAGGGGUCAGCUUUGACAUCCGCAGACCUGGCGGAGGUCUGCCGCGCGGUGAAGAUCGUGGACGACCGGGGGCUGCACCCGGCCAAACAGGUCUUCCAGGCAAUCCGUGUGCACCUCAAUGAGGAGAUCCGCGAGCUCCGCGCCGCCCUGUGCAGCGCCUUGAAAUCGCUGCGCUGCAAGGGCCGCCUCGUGGUGAUCACUCUUCGGCGCCAGGAGGCCUCCGAGGUGAAGCGCUUUCUGCGGGAGCACGAGGCCCCGGACCUGCGCUUUGCGGCCUUUGUGACGCCCAGGCGCUUGGUGGAGCUUUGGCCCCUCGCGAGCACGGACUUGCCUUACGCCUGCCGCCAACUCUGCGAGCCCAUUCGAGCUUCCGCCCACGAGGUGGCUCGGAAUCCCAGGGCCAAAGUCGCCCUCUUGCACGUGCCCGGGCCUUGGCACGCUGCAGAAGGAAGCCCGGCCGCUCGAGCCGUGCAAGAAGCUGGGGCUGAUUGGGCUUCAGCCGCGCCCCAUGGAGUCCCAGUUCAGGACACCGUCACCAGCACCUUUGGGUCCGACAACCGGGAGGCGGCCUGA
This is a messenger RNA of Effrenium voratum, 1101 nucleotides long. The record is from the annotation of a GenBank genome assembly. Lineage: Eukaryota; Dinophyceae; Suessiales; Symbiodiniaceae.